CAAGACUUCGCCGCGGCGGAGAAGGAUAAGAAUCAUCGCUUCCACCUUUCAACGAACAGAUCAACAUUCUUGCAUUCCAACAACUUGAGAGUUUGCCCUCCUUGCCGUUGCAAACGCUCCAAAAACUCACCAAGGUUCCUACCAAAACUAAGUAAGAAACAUGGCCAACGAGCUCUUCGCUGGGUUGGGUGUAUUGGCCGCCGCCGGCAUUGCAUGGCUGGUGAUCUCCAGCAAUGGAGACAGGAACAAGGCUGAGAGGAAGUUCAACAAUGCUGCGGAUGAUGUUAAGCACAACGCAAAGCAGGCUGGACGUGAUGCUCGGGGAGCAUGGGAAGAUACCAAGGACAGGGCUCGUGAUGCAACCAGAUAAAAAGCUAGCCUAAAUUAGUCUGUGUAUAAUCAUUGAGUCAAUUUUGCAAAACAGUCGAGUCAGUCCCUUGGACACAUACAGAAAUUGUUCCCAUCCUUUUGAACACAUGGUUAUGAAAGUGACCUGAACAAGCACGUGAUGUCAUAUCAAGUGGCCAUCUUCGUUGUUGACAAUUCAUUAGUUGAACAAUGAAAUUGCAAUCGCAAUCCGCUAAAUAUUGUGCCAACUGCCCUCUACUACACUCUACUACGUUCC
Messenger RNA from Klebsormidium nitens, 625 nucleotides. The record is from the annotation of a GenBank genome assembly. NCBI's taxonomy places the organism in Eukaryota, Viridiplantae, Streptophyta, Klebsormidiophyceae, Klebsormidiales, Klebsormidiaceae.